Molecule: messenger RNA, 539 nt
Organism: Lontra canadensis (Northern American river otter)
Lineage: Eukaryota; Metazoa; Chordata; Mammalia; Carnivora; Mustelidae
Product: nucleotide triphosphate diphosphatase NUDT15-like
Biological process (GO): dGTP catabolic process
Cellular component (GO): cytosol
Molecular function (GO): 8-oxo-7,8-dihydrodeoxyguanosine triphosphate pyrophosphatase activity
Source: RefSeq, a predicted model, not a curated record
AUGCCAAAGUAGCACCUUUUGGCUGGCCUCUGCUGGGUCCUCAUGCUAUGAUGGCCCACCUGGAGCCUCCCAGGCAGCGUCCUAGAAUCUCCGUAGGAGUAGUGGUGACUAGCAGCCAGCAUCCUCUUUGUUUCCUCCGCAAGAGGAAAGGGUCAGUUGGAGAGCAGUUUUCAAUUCCCUGGGGCCAUUUGGAGUUUGGUGAAACAUGGGAAGAAGCAGCUCUUCACCUGAAAAAUACCCUCUUUGCCUUAGUUGUGAAUUUCUUUGUUGAGAAAGAAAAUUACCAUUAUGUGACCGUACUAAGGAAAGGAGAGGUAGAUCUGACUCAUGACCCAGAACCAAAGAUUACAGAGCCUAAAAAAAAUGAAAGGUGUGAGCGCGUUCCCUGGGAAGAAUUUUCUCCUUUGGACCAGCUUUUCUGGGCACUGCGUUGUUUAAAGGAACAAGGCUACAAUCCAUUUAAAGAAGACUUGGAUCACCUGGUAGAACACAAAGAACAUCAUCUUUGGGGAACAAGAAGAGAACCUGAUUUAUUUUAA